Molecule: messenger RNA, 765 nt
Organism: Aureobasidium melanogenum CBS 110374
Lineage: Eukaryota; Fungi; Ascomycota; Dothideomycetes; Dothideales; Saccotheciaceae
Exons: 2
Coding region: 1-765 (254 amino acids)
Source: RefSeq, a predicted model, not a curated record
AUGGUUUCGACUCGCAGCCACCCGCAAGACUUUGCUUCACAAACGUCCGAUGAAGUGGCUCCACAAACUCCCUCGAAACCAGCUCCGGCUUUGAUGACAAUGCAAAGCUCCACUCACCGAGGAGACAAUGAUCAAAGACCCUGGUCUCAUACACCAUCAGUUCUCACAUUGACUUGGCUCGCUGUGUCGCUGCCCUUGGUCAUCUGGGACACUCUCUAUGUCUUCCUUCGACCUCACUCCAUGCCUGGAGGCAAGUACCAGAAGCCUCUCUGGGUACCCUACGAGCUCUAUGGCCAGAUCGACCACAUCUAUGGCUGGCCUGCAUACAACUCGGGCAACGGCUUCACCGCUGCUCAGUCUACUGUGAACGUUGUCGAAUGUGCAGGUUAUUUUUACUAUCUCUACCUGGUUUAUGCCUACGGCAGGACUGAGGCAACCGUCCAAGGUACUGGUGCUCCUGACAAGAAACACGUCGGAAAACCUGGACAGAGUCGAACGGUAUAUGGAAAGACUGCUGCACAAGCCGUCCUUCUUCUAUACGGUGUUGCUCUUAUGACACUGAGCAAGACUGUGCUUUACUGGCUCAACGAGGCCUUCUCUGGCUUCGGCAAUAUCGGUCACAACAGUGCCUCGGAUAUCUUCUUCCUUUGGGCUCUACCCAAUGGACUCUGGAUUAUCCUCCCCAUAUAUCUUGUCUACGUGUCCGCGAAAGAGAUUCUGGAAGGCCUGGAGGUUGCUGUGAGCAGUAACAAAAAGUCUCAGUGA